Messenger RNA from Racocetra persica, 359 nucleotides. The record is from the annotation of a GenBank genome assembly. Lineage: Eukaryota; Fungi; Glomeromycota; Glomeromycetes; Diversisporales; Gigasporaceae.
ACCAACCGGAAGCGAUUAAAAAAAUCGUUGCUGGCAUUAACCGAGACCAAAAAGAACAAGUAUUAUUGGGAGCCACCGGCACCGGCAAGACUUUCACCAUGGCAAAUAUUAUCCAACAAACCCAAAAAUCCACCCUAAUUUUGGCCCAUAACAAAACCCUCGCCAUGCAAAUUUAUCAAGAAAUGCAAGGAUUUUUUCCCCACAACAAGGUCGAAUAUUAUGUUUCUUACUUCGAUUAUUACCAACCCGAAGCCUACAAGCCAGCAAGUGAUAUUUAUAUUGGCAAAAAGGUUCAGCGUAAUGCCAGUAUUGCCAAGAUGAGAAUGAAAACCCUAAAUGCUUUAAUUACUGACAAGCAG